Messenger RNA from Stomoxys calcitrans (stable fly), 5680 nucleotides. RefSeq names its product serine-rich adhesin for platelets. Gene Ontology annotation, molecular function: DNA-binding transcription factor activity, RNA polymerase II-specific; RNA polymerase II cis-regulatory region sequence-specific DNA binding; zinc ion binding. The record is from RefSeq and is a predicted model, not a curated record. Bases 1 to 4932 code for a protein of 1643 amino acids. Gene Ontology annotation, biological process: regulation of transcription by RNA polymerase II. The transcript is spliced from 14 exons. Gene Ontology annotation, cellular component: nucleus. Lineage: Eukaryota; Metazoa; Arthropoda; Insecta; Diptera; Muscidae.
AUGGCUCUAUUAAAACGACCCUUAACCAAGGAAACGGCGACAAUUGUGGAAAAUAACAACUGUAACGGUAGCAAAGUUGACACAGAAUAUGAGACAGCUGCUAAACGCAAGAAACGCUCCUCACGUGACGAUGACGCCAAUAACAACAAUCACAUCAACGCCAAAUACGACGAACGCCUUUCUUUGCCCCAAAAGAAACGUGCCCUGAAUACCGGCACCAUGGAUCAAUUGGGCAAAUCACCCAAUGAGGAUCAGGAUGAUGAAACUCUGAUACGCGAGACUCAGGCUGCCUUGAAAAGCCUUUCCGGCAGCUGGCCCGAAGCUCGCAACAAUCCCUAUCGACUACCCGAACAGGAUGAACAGCCGCCUGCCUUUCAGAAUUUAUUCGAGGAAAAGCAAAAACAAAAAGAAAAUGACCAGGCGCGCCUGAACAUACAGAAUGGUCAGCAGGACAACGAAGAGGAUCGCAAGAAGAGUGCUUUUACACAGGCCUCAGCCUUUAAGCCACCUCACGAUAUAAAACGCAAUGGUCUUAUGAGUUACCCGACCCACUAUCCGGCAUAUGGAGCUGCAAGUGGAAUAGACACCAGUGCCGCCAAUACAUCCUAUAUGGGAUAUCCACCUGUCGUUGCGCCCACCACCGUCCAUUCGCAUAGUACCGCUUCUCUAUUGUCGAGCCGUCCCCAGGUCUAUGAUACUGCGGAUCGCAUUACCUCAGAUACCGUAAAGAUGGAGUCAGAGGCAAGCAACAAAUCUCAGGAUGAAGCCACAAAACACUAUACCAUUCUUCAGCCAGCCGGCAUUGGAAGUCGUGCCGCUUCUGUCAUGCAGGAUAUCAAUCGCAGUGCCAACGGUGAUGGGGCAGAUGCUCAGAUCUCUUCAACGGCCAAUUUGGUGAGCCCACCAACAUAUUCGCCGGGCAGUCUGAAUCGCGAUGGUAAUAAAUGUCCCACACCGAAUUGUUUUGGCCAGGGUCAUAUAACCGGAUUGUAUUCCCACCAUAGAAGUUUGUCAGGUUGUCCCAAACGUGAUAAGGUCACAUCCGAAUUGUUGGCUUUGCAUGAGCAAAUUAUAAAGUGUCCCACUCCCGGCUGCAAUGGCCGAGGCCAUGUCCAGCCACAUCGUAGUGUUCAUCGCAGUUUAUCUGGUUGCCCCCAGGCGGCCAAAGGGGUGGCCAAAAAGCAUUUGAAAUUGUUGCUUAACACUACUGAUGGCUUAGCUGAUGAGAGUAGUCGAGGCAUCGAAACGAAUUUCGAACCCAAAGCUCCUGGUGAGGCUAAGGAUUUGCAUCAUUUGGAUAAAUAUAAGAUAUCAGCCAGCCAUUACUUGAAUAACAACGGAAGCGGCGGCAACAAGUUGAGCUCCAGUCCCUGCCAGGAAAGCAGCAACGGCAGCAGUAUAAGCAGCAGCGGCGGCAAUAUGCCCAUCAUCAAGUCGGAAUUCAGUCCAGUGCCAAACAUUAAAUCCGAAUACAAUAAAAGUCCAAUGCAUUCGUAUCUCUCCGCUGACAAUACAAAUGCCCCGGGACGGGCAAAUUCCAAUGGCACUAGUUCCUCGGUAACGGCGGCGGCCAAUGCCAGUAGUAGUGGCCAGAGUGGUCCAGGCAACACAACGACCGGAACACUUCAGCAGCAGCAGCAGCAACAGUCCCAUAACGACAUGAACCGUUUUGUGGGAAUGCAGUCACAUGCCAUCAGCGACCAACAGAGUCCUCACAAUGGCCAAACUUUGCAUCAGCAACGGGGUCCAUUCAUUGAAGGAUCUUCCGGUCUAAUGAUGACUGCGGGCCAAAACUCAACUUCCGCUGGUGAUGGCAGUGAGUCGUACCACAAUGACCAUCACUCCCAGCAAGCAAACUCACAACAGGCUGACCAGCAACAGCAGCAACAGCAACAUCAACAGCAAUACGAACACAUGCGCUACAGCCACCACUCCCUUGCCAAUGGAGGCGAGAGUCUGAGUAAACCUCCCUCGGCCUAUGGCGGCAGUGAUAUGUUAACCAGCAACGGCAAUGGCAACAAUGGCAGCAUUUCCCCCGGUGCUCGCAGCUACGAUCCCCAUCCCCCCACAUCGAUAUCGUCCAGUGUGUCUUCUUCCUAUGUGGACUCGUCGACGCCUUCCGGUGGCGGUGUGAGUGGGCUGAGUACAGCCUUCGAACGCUACGACCCCAACUGUGGCGGCCAAAGACCAGCGAAUAUGUACCCCUAUCUGUCGCAAUCCGCCGAUGAUAUCCACUCCCAGCAGCAAAAGUAUUUGCAGGAUCAACAACUGCUAAUGGCCAAGGUGGAGCAUGAUGAGAUGGCGAACGGAGGCCCCAUAUAUCCUAGGCCCAUGUAUCAUUAUGACCCUAGCAUGGGCCCCUUGCCACCGGGUUUCUCGGCCAUAAAUCUAUCGGUGAAAAUGGCUGCCGCCCAGGCUGCAGCAGCUGCGGCCGCAUAUCAAAAUCAACAAACGCAACAGCCUUCUCAGACAUCAGCCCAGCAAUCGCAAUCACAUCAGCAACAGCAGCAGCAACAGUCCCAGCAGCAGCAGCAGCAACAGCCCAAGCAAAGUGGAUCUCCUUCCCCCUCAACGGCACCGGUGGUCGAUCUUUCGGGGUCGACAUCGGUGACCUCGUCCAGUCCUCAGGGUUUCAAUUCACCAGCUUCGCACAACCAAUACAGCCAGAGAAUCGGUGCAGGAAGUCCCCAGCCUGGAGCUAGUCCGAAUGUAGCCAGCCCCCAAGUGCCAAGUCCACAGGGUCAAACGUUGGAUCUGACAGUGAGUCGACUGCCGCACAGCAUCAUUACCAGUCCCCAGUAUGGUGCGCAUCCCGAUGGUGUGGUGGUAGGUGCCCAUCCGCAAGGAUUUGGUCCAGGAUUGCCGACAUCGGCAGCAAACGGCUUUGGUCUCGUUGGUCAUAUUGGUGGUCCCCGGCCCUAUAGUCGUGAAUCUACACCGGACAGUGGUGGCUCGCAUUACAUAGACAGUUACCGGGAUCCCAGUGGCUACUCUCCCCAUCCUGGCUAUGGCAUGGUUGUACAGUCUGAUUAUCCCCCAGCCGGCUAUCAUGGUUAUGGUGCAGCCGCCGCCUAUCAAUGUAGCAAUCCUUAUGCCACUGCUGUCGGUCCCGGCGGAUAUCCGACCCCAGUAUCGGGUGGUUACUCCACUAGUCCAGCAUCCUGUUACUCCAUGCCACCGCCCCAGCAUAUACCGCAACAUGACAAGACAAAGGAUAGUUUGACCGGCUGUCCUCGAACGGAUCGCAAUCACUUGCAGCCCCACUCGCAGGAGCUGAAGUGUCCUACGCCGGGCUGUGAUGGCUCUGGCCAUGUGACGGGCAACUAUUCAUCGCAUCGCAGUUUGUCCGGUUGCCCCAGAGCCAAUAAGCCCAAGAGUAAACCCAGGGAUGGCCAAGACUCGGAGCCCUUGAGGUGUCCCAUACCUGGCUGUGAUGGCUCUGGUCAUUCCACGGGUAAAUUUCUGUCACACAGAAGUGCUUCCGGCUGCCCUAUUGCUAAUCGCAAUAAAAUGCGCGUCCUUGAGGCUGGCGGCACCGUGGAACAACAUAAAGCGGCUGUCGCUGCUGCCACUGCCAUGAAGUUUGAUGGAUGUGGCUCAGCCUCGCAGGCCAUCAAAAAGCCCAAAUUCGAUGAGGUCACCAUGGUGUAUCCCAAGGGCUAUACAGGUAUGGACAUGAUGAUGAAUGCCGUGGGAAGUGGUUCGUCGGUGUCCGCGGCAGUGUCAGCUUCCGCCGCCGCCGCCGCCGCUGCUGCUGCUGCCGUCUCAGCCUCGUCCACUUCGUCCAACAUUCCGCUGGGGGGCACCAGCAGCUCGUCCAGCCUAUCCAGUGUGGCUGCGGGCAUGCUGCCCGAUAGCCUGUCCCAGUCGGUCAGUGCGUCUUCGUCGGCGUCGUCGUCGUCCGCCACAGCAGGUAUACAUUCAAGUACUACUGGUAAUGAAACAAAUGAGGAUCUUAAUACUUUAGAGGCUGAAAUCACAGAACUGCAGCGUGAAAACGCCCGUGUCGAAUCGCAGAUGAUGCGUCUCAAGUCGGACAUCAAUGCCAUGGAGUCACAAUUGAACACCAGCGAUAGGGAGACUUCUCCGCUGAGUGCUCAUCAACAGCGUUCUCUCGCUUCGGUGACUAGCACUGCUGGAGGAACAACAGCUCUUGCUGCAGUCUCCUCCAGUGGCUCGGCCAGUUCAAACGCGGACUCCACCAACAGCGGCAGCAACGCUAACGGCACCACCAACGGCCUCACGAACUCCUUCACCAGCAUCAACCACCACUUAGGAGGAGGAGGAGGAGAUAUAGCGGUAGGAGCAGGUGGAACAGGAAGUUCAGGAGGCGACACCGGCUCCUCAGCGAUCAGCUCCAACUAUGACAGCUCCCUGACAAGUUCAACCACUGGCCCCACAUCCUCCAACAUCAACAACUAUUACGAAAGCCUGCGCAACAAUGUCAUAACGCUCUUGGAGCAUGUGCGCAUACCACCAGCCGGCCAUAAUGGGGGCGCCACCGGCGCUAACAACCUGCCAACAGCCACCGGCAUGUCCAGUGUGGCCAAUCAACAUUCGGCCUAUGCCUCACAUCCAUCGUUGAUACCGCCUGGUCCUUUGCCCAGCACUUCAAUAGCGGCCAGCAGUGCUGUGUCCAUGUACGGCAGCUCUAUGCAUCCCCUAUCGUCGUCCCAUGCAGGUGGAAUGCAUCCACCACCGCCACCUCCACCGCCUCCAACACACUCCUCGGCGGCCCAUCAUCCUUACACCGUACAUCAUCCUGCUGGUUAUCCUCAUCCGGAACCCUUUGACUCAUACAUUUCCAAGUUGCAGUCAUUGUGCGUGCCACCCGAUGUCUAUGCCCUGCCUGAGGAUAGCGGCAGACCCGUAUACGAUUCCGUAAAGUCCAGUUUGCACCAGGACUAUACAGUUAUGCCCACCCCCAUCUAAAGUUCAUCGCCAACAGUGACACAGUGUUCGAUGCAAUGUUGUAAAUAAGGCUAAUUCCUCAUAGUAUUUUACCUAUCAAACCGCCCCAUUACAGUCUUGUAUAGUUCCCCAUGGAGUCCAAUGGAUUCUGACGAAAUCUGUGAGCAAAUUUGCACACAGCUCGAGUUUUGUAUAUACCUGAAAUAUAGGAGAAUAUAUAGCAAAUAUAAUUAUUCUUAUUAUUAUUUAUUUAAUUUAGUUUUUGAAAAUAUGAACAAAAAACUUUUAAAGUGUCUAGGCCUACUGCAGACUAAGCAAAAUACCAUGUAAAAUAGCCAACAAAUUUUGUAAAUUUUAAUGACUUCUUUAUGCAUAGGAUAAGCAUACCCAGUCCAACUGCAAUGGUUGGGUUGCUGGUAUUAUGAAUUAAAAAACAAAUGUGAUUUUUAGUAUUCGGUAGUUAUGUACGACAAUUGUCUGUCUCAAAGAAGAGGACUGUCAGAGGUCCUUAGCAAUGUCCUUUUAUAAACGUAACAUUUUGUAGGCUAUGGUGAUUGAUAUUCAUAUUAGGACCUUAGAUAUACCAACAUACCUACUUAUACUUGCGUCACAAGUAUUUUAAAUCAAAAAAGGUAACUGAUACCCCUUCCCCUCCCCCCCUACCCCCCUUUACCAAAUGAAUUAAAACUAUACGAAUGACAAGAAUGAAUGCAAUUUAAUCACACUGAUCAUACAUUACAUUAUGAUUUUCGUAGCUGUGUAAGCGAAG